GGAGUCAGGGCUGGGGAUUGGCGGCUGUUUAGAGGUCACAAGCCCUCCCAGCGCUGCCGCUGUAUUAAACCGCUCCCCGGGAAAAGGCGGGGGGGGGGGCCGGUCUCUCAGCAGGGGAAAAGGAGGAGGGGCGGGGAGACGGUCUGCCUGGCCCCGGGAACCUCCUUUACUUGGGCUGGAGAGGGCGGAAGCGGCCCCGGGGCAGGCUGGGAGAUGUAGUUCAUGACUCUCCUGGGAGCGGAAGUGACGUCGGCGGGGAGGCGGAGCCGGGCUGCGAUGGAGCGUUGGUCGCUCCGGCUCUGUCUGGCUCGCGCGGGGCCGUUGGAGCCUCUCCCGGGGCCGGAGAAGGGUUGCGGAAUAAUGUCCAUAUUUCGCUCCAGUUCAUCCCGUCCUCUCGUUGGACAGGAGAGAGAAAUGGCUGCAGAGGAGCCAGUUCAGGGGCCGGUGACCUUCGAGGAGGUGGCUGUGUAUUUCACCAGGGAAGAGGGGGCUCUGCUGAACCCCACUCAGAGAGCCCUCUACAGAGAUGUCAUGCAGGAGAACUAUGAGAAUGUGACCUCGCUGGGGUUUCCAGUUUCCAAACCUCAUAUAAUCUCCCAGCUGGAACAAGGAGAAGAGCCAUGGGUCCCAGACCUCCAGGGUUCAGAGGAAAGAUGGAUCCUGAGAGCUCCCUGCACAACAGGUGAUGCAGUGAUAAGUGAGAAAGAGGAGCAGAAUUUUCAGAAGGAAAAUGUCGAGCAAGUGGAUAAACUCAGAGCAUUUUCGCAAAGAUCGAAAAGGAAUGUGUCCAGGAGUGAAGAGCAGGGAAACGCCUGUGAGAUUCAGCACAAACCAGAAAGAGAGCUGGGAAACCAGCCAGGAGAGAGAAUGGGUAAAUAUAUUUUCUGCUGGGGAACUCAGAAGAGCAUCAAGGAAACCACAGCACAACAGGAAAUCCUCAUGGGAAAGAAGAAAAGUACAUGCUGUGAGUGUGGUAAAAGCUUCUCUCGCAGCUCAACCCUUUCUGUUCAUCAGAGAAUCCACAGGGGGGAGAGACCCUAUGAAUGCCAUGAGUGUGAGAAAUGCUUCACUAACAGAUCAGCCCUUUCUCAGCAUCAGAGAAUCCACACAGGGAAGAGAACCUAUGAAUGCCGUGAGUGUGGGAAAAGCUUCACUCAAAGAUCAACCCUUUCUAGACAUGAGAUAAUCCACACAGGGGAAAGGCCUUAUGAAUGCCGUGAGUGUGGGAAAACUUUCACUUACAAAUCAAGUCUUGCUGAUCAUAAGAGAAUCCACACAGGCGAGAGGCCCUUUGAAUGCUGUAAGUGUGGGAAAACCUUCAUUCACAGAUCAGACCUUUCUAAACAUCAGAGAAUUCACACAGGGAAGAGGCCCUAUGAGUGCCAUGAGUGUGGGAAAAGCUUCACUGAAGGAUCAGCCCUUUCUCAACAUCAGAGAAUCCACAUAGGGGAGAGGCCCUUUGAAUGCCGUGACUGUAGGAAAAAAUUCACUCACAGAUCAGCCCUUUCUCAACAUCAGAGAAUCCACACAGGAGAGAGGCCCUAUGAAUGCCGUGAGUGUGGGAAAACCUUCCCUCACAGAUCAUCCCUUUCUGUUCAUCGGAGAAUCCACACAGGGAAGAGGCCCUAUGAAUGCUGUGAGUGUGGGAAAAGCUACAUUGAAAGAUCAGCCCUUUCUAGACAUCAGAGAAUCCACACAGGGGACAGGCCCUUUGAAUGCAGUGAGUGUGGGAAAAGGUUCAUUACCAGCUCUCACCUUACUGGGCAUCGGAGAAUCCACACGGGAGAGAGGCCCUAUGUAUGCCGGGAGUGUGGGAAAAGCUUCACUCGCAGCUCAAGCCUUACUAACCAUCAGAGAAUCCACACAGGGCAGAGGCCCUAUGAAUGCCGGGAGUGUGGGAAAAGCUUCCUUCACAGUUUUCACCUUUCUAGACAUCAGAGAAUCCACACAGGUAAGCGACCCAAUGGAAGCAGUGAGUGUGGGAAAACCUUGUCUUCCCACUGAGCCCAUGUGAGCCGUCAGAGAAUCUCUAGCCUGAUUCUUGCUUGCAUAUUUAUACCUGCCUCUGGAAAUUUCCACUACAUGCAUCUGAUUAAGGGGGGAUUCACCCACAAAAGCUUAUGCGCCAAUACGUCUGUUAGUCUGCAAGGUGCCACAGGACUCUUUGUCACUUUGUACAGAGCUGGACUAACACAGCUUUAGCCCUCUGAUACUUGGAAGGAGAUGGGGUGACUCAGAGAUUCCCUCCUUCCCCAUCACGGCAGAACUGUUACCUUUUGUCUGAGCCAGGCAGAGUUUAUCGUCAUCACAUUCUACCCCUCCACUUCUCAAAGUGUCAUGUAAUAAAGUGUUCUCAGUUGUCUGUGCUUGGAGAUGAUGCUUUGAUUUAUUUAAUCCUAUGCCAGAAUCGCUAUGACUGGAGAGAUUUGGAAAGAUUUAAAGUGUGACACGAGAGGUAUUUUUCCUCAGGAUGCAAACAUUCUCACAUAGGAGACGCCUUCCACCAACACGCAUGGCAGAAGAACCAGAGAGAUAUGAACUCUCAGAAGUGCUGGGACAAACCACAACUUGAGCCAAUGUUCAGUUGUUGGCAAUGGGGAUUAAAAGAAAACUAAUUUAUAUGACAAGAAUUUGUGAUUUUUGAAUAUGUUAUUGUUACCAAUGAAAAUGAAAUUAUAGGUGGUUAUUGGUUAAAGAGUAAGAGACUAAUUGAUAAUCUGAAUUAUUUUGGAAAACUGAAA
Messenger RNA from Gopherus flavomarginatus (Mexican gopher tortoise), 2741 nucleotides. RefSeq names its product zinc finger protein 383-like. The transcript has 5 exons. NCBI's taxonomy places the organism in Eukaryota, Metazoa, Chordata, Testudines, Testudinidae. The coding region runs from base 223 to 2004 and encodes 593 amino acids. The record is from RefSeq and is a predicted model, not a curated record. Gene Ontology annotation, biological process: regulation of DNA-templated transcription.